Molecule: messenger RNA, 1673 nt
Organism: Morus notabilis
Lineage: Eukaryota; Viridiplantae; Streptophyta; Magnoliopsida; Rosales; Moraceae
Product: mitochondrial substrate carrier family protein B
Exons: 7
Coding region: 220-1275 (351 amino acids)
Biological process (GO): transmembrane transport
Source: RefSeq, a predicted model, not a curated record
UUCCUUCCCCACUGUAAGGCGUAAGCAAAGAAAAGGAGGGGGAUUUUUCUCGCUCGUUUCCCUCGAAAUUUUCUCAUUCAUUUUCCUUACCAAUUCAAAUUCAACGGAUUCCACAUACAAAACCCAUGCGAGAACGAGUUCUUAACCCACCAACUUCUCACAGAAAUCGACGAUUCUGAGAGAGAAGAGGAAGAAGAAGAAGAGAAGAAAAGUUCGGGCAUGAAAAUGGAAGCUCGAGUUGGGCAAAGAGCUCUUAACUCAGCUCACGGAAGCGUCGUCGAUGGCGGCGCGAGAAAAUUGUUUGAGCCACAGCCUCAACAACAACAACAACAACAACAGAGCCAGGUGAAGCAGUCGUUGAAUCAGCAAUCGCACAUGGGGACGGUGCACUUUCUCGCCGGAGGAAUCGCCGGCGCUUUCAGCAAGACCUGCACGGCUCCUCUCGCUCGCCUCACUAUUCUCUUUCAGGUGCAAGGAAUGCACUCUGAUGUUGCAGCAUUGAGUAAGGCAAGCAUAUGGCAUGAAGCUUCUCGUAUUUUAAAUGAAGAAGGUUUUAGAGCAUUUUGGAGAGGCAAUCUGGUUACAAUUGCUCACCGUCUUCCUUAUUCUUCUGUGAACUUCUAUGCUUAUGAACGCUACAAGAAUUUGCUGCAUUCCAUUCUCAGAGAAAAUUACAAGGGUAAUGCAAGUACAGACCUUUUUGUACACUUUGUUGGCGGUGGAAUGGCAGGAAUUACGGCUGCCUCGGCAACGUAUCCAUUGGAUCUUGUGAGGACGCGGCUUGCAGCACAGAGAAACGUGAUAUACUAUAGGGGCAUCUGGCAUGCGUUUGAUACCAUUUGCAGAGAAGAAGGUUUUUUGGGCUUAUAUAAAGGACUUGGACCAACAUUGCUGGGUGUAGGACCAAGUAUAGCAAUAAGUUUCUCUGUUUAUGAGACAUUAAGAUCUUAUUGGCAAUCUCAUAGGCCUAAUGAUUCAACUGUCAUGGUCAGUCUUGCUUGCGGUAGUCUUUCAGGCAUCGCAUCAUCAACAGCAACAUUCCCUCUUGAUCUUGUGAGACGACGGAUGCAACUGGAGGGGGCUUGUGGUCGAGCACGAGUCUAUAAUAAUGGCUUAUCCGGGGCAUUUAGGCAUAUAUUCAAGACCGAAGGCCUGCGAGGCUUGUAUAGAGGCAUUCUGCCAGAAUACUACAAGGUUGUUCCGGGUGUAGGCAUUGUGUUCAUGACCUACGAAACGCUGAAGAUCUUUUUGUCGAGCUUCCAAACAAGUUAUUAGUUGCUUCAGUCUCCCAUUUCAAACAUUAGCUGUGCUCCUCAAACCGGUUAGCAGGUUCGGGUUUCGAGUAUUUUGAUACUUAAAACAUAAGCUAAAAGUAAUUAAGUAGAGAAAUUAGGGGAUAUAUAGGAAAAAAGAUUUCUGUGGCAGUUAAGAUUUCUGUGGUAGUUCAUCAGAUAUUCUAUGGUGGUAAAUUUUGCAGUUGCUGCCAAUAGUCGAUUAUUUUUUCGUGUAUAGGUAUUUUGCUUCAUGUUCCACAUUAUGUACCCAAUCUCAAAAUAUUUUGGAGGUAACCUCUUAACAUUUAUUUGUUGAUAAUUAUCAACAUCACAUUUUUGUUGCGGCAAGCUUGUUUGUUAGUUGUUAGAGCGUCACCUUUGUGUUGAAACCUUAUUUUA